Messenger RNA from Paramecium tetraurelia, 1097 nucleotides. RefSeq lists its product as uncharacterized. The record is from RefSeq and is a predicted model, not a curated record. Lineage: Eukaryota; Ciliophora; Oligohymenophorea; Peniculida; Parameciidae. The transcript has a single exon.
AUGAAGUUCUUAAUUUGUUUAGCUUUGAUAGCAUUUACAUAGGCAGUUGUGAUUAAACAUGCUUCAAAUCCACAUGCUGCAGUAUUUGCCUAGCUUGAGAACCUUGAGGAUAAUCCUUUAGGAAAAAAGAUUCUUGACACAAUCGCCCUCCAAAUGAAAAACCAAUCUCCUUUAUCUGACAUUGCUAAAAUGCUUUAAGAUUUAAGAGAGAAUUUAGUUCUUUAAUAAUAAGAUGCUGAAUUAGUUCACGUUGCUUAAGAGGCUGAUUGCGAAGCUGAAAUCUAUGGAUACAAUAGAAGAAUUGAAUUCGCUUCAAAUGAAAUCACUGAAGCAACUAUGGAUAUUAAUAAAUACACUUCUGAUAUCGAACUUUUGGAAUAAGAAAUUGAGAAUUAAGUUAUUUAAUUAAAUAUCCUCAACUAAUAAGAAGAAUAAUUGAGAGAACAAAGAGCUGAAGAUCAUGCUGCUUAUGAGGAAAGAGAAAUUUAAACACCAAAAGUAGUUGAAGCUCUUGACGUUAUUGCUGCCAAAUUAAGUGCCAUCCAACCUGAAGCUGAUGCUGAAGUUGUACUUGCUGAAUUAGAAAGAGUCGGUGGAGAGAAUCCCAUCCUUGCUCUCGUUUAGUUAGCUUCAACAUUUUCAGCUGAAAAAUUAUAAAGCGUUUAAGCUAAAAUUGGAGAGUUGAGAGCCUCCUUGGAAUAAGCUUUAAUUGAUGACAGAGAAUAAGAGAUCCAAUCCUAACUCAAUUUCGAAGCUUAAAUUUACUAAAUUGAAGAAUAAAGAGAAGCCAUUCAAUCUGCUAAGGCUGAAGCUGAAACCAAGGUUGUUUAGGUUGAGCAUAUGUUGGCUGCUGCUAAAAAGAGAAAGUAUGAUGCAGGAAGAGAAUUAGAGUCUGCUACCAAUGGAAAGAAGAUGAAGGAGGCUCAAUGUGAUAAUUGGAGAUCAUUAUAUGCCAGAGAUACUGAAUAAAGAUCAACUGAAAUCAGUAUCAUCAGAUAGGUUGAAUAAAUCUUGGCUACCAAAUUAGAAGGUGCUUCCAGUUACAUCAAGGGAAGAAUCAACUGAGUAUAAAUUUUAAUUUUUAAACUCUUUUUUCU